Rhineura floridana is the source of this 2611-nucleotide messenger RNA. It is a transcript of the gene QARS1, whose product is annotated as glutaminyl-tRNA synthetase 1. NCBI's taxonomy places the organism in Eukaryota, Metazoa, Chordata, Lepidosauria, Squamata, Rhineuridae. The transcript is spliced from 24 exons. Gene Ontology annotation, biological process: translation; glutaminyl-tRNA aminoacylation. The coding region runs from base 81 to 2417 and encodes 778 amino acids. Gene Ontology annotation, molecular function: glutamine-tRNA ligase activity; ATP binding. Gene Ontology annotation, cellular component: cytoplasm; aminoacyl-tRNA synthetase multienzyme complex; cytosol. The record is from RefSeq and is a predicted model, not a curated record.
CAUCCCCUUCAGCCCCACACUGAUUGGAUUGACCGGGUAGAGCCCUACGGCGGGCGGAAGUAGAGGCGACUGCAAGCAGCAUGGCGGCUGAGGAACAAGACCCGGUGGAGCUUUUCGUUCGUAUCGGUCUGAGCGAGAGCAAGGCUCGCGAGACCCUUCGGAACCAGGCGCUCACUGCGUUGCUCCGCGAGGCAGUCAUACAGGCUCAAGGGAUCCUUGGCUCAGCUGCUGACAAGACAAUUGGCACUCUUUUAUAUAAUGUUGCCUCCCGGCUUAAGGACCCAAAGCAUCUUGGCUUCCUUGUGCAGUAUAUUGCCACCAAGAAGAUUGUUACGGAUCUACAGCUCAACGCUGCUCUGGACUACGUUAAAAGCCACCCUGUGGACCCCAUUGAUGCAGCAGACUUUGACAGAGAAUGUGGCGUUGGUGUGACGGUGACACCAGAGCAGAUCGAAGAGGCGGUAGAAGCUGCCGUUAGCAAACACAGAGCCCAGCUCCUUUCAGAGCGUUACCGCUUUAACAUGGGGCUUCUGAUGGGGGAGGCACGGAGCAAGUUGAAAUGGGCAGAUGGCAAAAUCAUUAAGAACGAGGUAGAUCUGCAGGUGCUCCACUUGCUGGGCCCAAAGACAGAAGCUGAUCUGGAAAAGAAGCCAAAGGCCCCGAAGGCCCAUGCCCCUGAGCUGAAUAAGAAGGGAAAGGCAGCUGCGGUGGAAAAUGGUGAUACGUGCCAAGAAACAAAAUCCCUCAUGGAGCAGCUGAGAGGCGAAGCACUUAAAUUCCAUAAGCCAGGUGAGAACUUCAAAACAGAAGGCUACAUUGUUACACCCAACACUAUGAGCUUACUGAAGCAGCAUCUGGAGAUCACAGGUGGACAGGUGCGCACACGAUUCCCUCCUGAGCCCAAUGGCAUCCUGCACAUUGGUCAUGCCAAAGCCAUCAAUUUCAACUUUGGCUACGCCAAGGCAAAUGGUGGAAUUUGUUUCCUGCGCUAUGAUGACACGAAUCCAGAAAAAGAGGAGGAGAAAUACUUUACAGCCAUCCGGGACAUAGUGGAAUGGUUAGGGUACACCCCCCAUGCGGUGACGCACGCCUCUGACUACUUCGAUCAGCUGUACACCUGGGCAGUGGAUCUCAUCCGGAGGGGCUAUGCUUACGUUUGUCACCAGAAGGUGGAAGAAAUCAAAGGACAUAACCCGCCUCCUUCUCCUUGGCGGGACCGACCGGUUGAGGAGUCGCUUCUGCUUUUUGAGGACAUGCGCAAAGGCAAGUUUGGGGAAGGGGAGGCCACACUGCGCAUGAAGCUAGUGAUGGAGGAUGGAAAGAUGGACCCUGUUGCUUAUCGCAUCAAAUACACGCCCCAUCACCGCACUGGGGAUAAAUGGUGUAUCUACCCCACCUAUGACUACACGCACUGUCUCUGUGACUCCAUAGAGAAUAUCACUCACUCGCUCUGCACCAAGGAAUUCCAGGCCAGACGCUCCUCCUAUUUCUGGCUGUGCAAUGCGCUGGACGCCUACUGCCCUGUGCAGUGGGAGUAUGGGCGCCUCAAUCUCCUCUACACGGUGGUCUCCAAACGCAAGAUCAUCCGCUUGGUAGAUGCAGGGGCUGUCAGGGACUGGGAUGACCCACGACUCUUUACGCUGACGGCUCUGCGGCGCCGAGGUUUUCCGUCAGAGGCAAUCAACAAUUUCUGUGCUAGGGUGGGCGUGACAGUUGCCCAGUGCACAAUGGAGCCUCACAUGCUGGAGGCUUGCGUGCGGGAGGUGCUGAAUGAACAGGCGCCUCGUGCCAUGGCUAUCCUGGAGCCACUGCGGGUGACCAUCACCAAUUUCCCUGCACCACACAAAACCUUAGAAGUCGCUGUACCCAAUUUCCCUGCUGAUGAGACCAAAGGUUUCCACAAAGUCCCCUUCCAGCCGACUGUCUAUAUUGAGCGGAGCGACUUCCGGGAGGUACCAGAUAAAAGUUACAAGCGCCUGGCACCUGGCCAGCCAGUGGGUUUGAGGCAUACAGGCUACAUCAUUGCUGUCCAAAACAUCAAUAAGGACACCAAUGGACGUGUACGAGAGUUAGAGGUGACCUGCACAAAGUCGGAGGCAGCAGAGAAACCGAAAGCCUUUAUCCAUUGGGUCUCGAAUCCUCUUGUGUGCGAAGUUCGACAGUAUGAGCGACUGUUCCUGCACAAGAAUCCUGAAGACCCCACAGAGGUGCCAGGGGGCUUCCUGACUGAUGUCAAUCCUAAUUCCCUCUCUGUGAUUGAGGAGGCUCUGGUGGACAGAUCCGUGUGGGAGGCCAAGCCAUUUACCAAAUUUCAGUUUGAGCGGCUUGGUUAUUUCUCAGUAGAUCCUGACAGCACAGAUGCAAAGCUUGUAUUCAACCAGACGGUGACUCUGAAGGAGGAUCCUGGGAAGGUGUGAUGAAGCUUCCAUGGCGGUUUCUCAUCUUGUGCAAGGUGGCUCAGGAAUCACAUUUCCUGCCCCCCCUUCCCCUGCUUGGCUGGGAGUGAUGGUGGCAUGCAGCACCAGCACAGUUGCCUGUCCUAAUGCCACAGUUGCCUUAACAUGCAUCCUGGAUAGAGAUCCACCACAUCAAUAAAAGGGAGCCGCUUCAA